CGCGACCAUGGCUGGCGGCGGAGGCAAACCACAGAACAUCUUCAAGCUCAACCGUGGCGAUGACCCCAAAGAAGUGCUGAAUUGGAGACUAUGGUUUGCUGUUCUUUCAUUCGGCAUCAUGGGAGCGGCUAGAGGAAUCGAUGAAGGUCUCAUAUCUGGAACAUUGGCCAAGUCACACUUUGCGCAUAAACUGGGACUGGAUAAGAUGAGCACGACCGAGCUUGCAAACGUCAAGGGAAAUAUCUCGGCCAUGGUGCAAAUUGGAAGUGUUGGAGGAGCUGCUUUAGCCUUCAUACUUUGUGAUCGCAUCGGUCGUCUUUGGGCUACACGACAACUCUGUCUUAUCUGGAUACUCGGCAUUGUCAUCUUUUUGACAAACGGUGGCCGCCUCGGCCAAGUUUAUGCCGGCCGCUUCAUCGCCGGACUGGGCAUUGGCCAAACAACAGUCGUUGCUCCUGUCUACCUAUCAGAGAUUGCACCAAAGUCUGUGCGAGGUCUCUGCACGUGCGCCUUCUCCGGUGCUGUGUACAUUGGGAUUAUGCUUGCAUACUUCGCAUCAUGGGGAAGUGAACUUCACAUCCGAAAAGGCACUUCAACUCAAUGGGUCGUUCCAACCACCAUCCACGUCAUGUUUGCGGGCCUGAUCCUUAUCCUCUCCUUCUUUAACUACGAAUCCCCUCGCUACCUUGUCAAAAUUGGCCAAGACGACAAAGCAACCGCCAACCUGGCACGAGUCCGUGGACUCUCCGUAGACGAUCACCAUGUUAUCAAGGAAAUCUCCGAAAUCCAACAGCAACUCCACGAAGAACAGGAAGCCACUCUCGGCCAAGGGGCACAAAGCAUCACCAUCUACGCCCCAGAAUUUUUCGCUAUGCUUGGAACCAAAGGUCAGAAUGAGAAACUCUUUGCCACCGCCAUCUUUGGAGUCGUGAAGUUCGUCGCAGCCAUCAUCUGCGCCCUCUUCCUCGUCGACGUGAUCGGUCGGAAACGCUCUCUGGGUAUCGGCAUCGGUCUUCAGGCUUUCUCAAUGUGCUAUAUUGCCGCCUACCUCACCGCCGUUCCGGAACUACUUGAAGGGGAGAUAUUCACACCUUCCCAGAAAUCUGCGAGCACAGCUGCCAUCGUAAUGAUCUACAUUUCCGGCUUCGGAUGGGCCAUGGGCUGGAACAGCAUGCAGUAUCUCUUGAACGCCGAAAUCUACCCGCUGCGCAUCCGAGCCAUUUCUAGUAGCAUGGUCAUGUGUUUCCAUUUUGUCAAUCAGUAUGGGAAUAGCCGUGCGGUGCCUAAUAUGCUGUUGAGUAAGUCAGCAGGUGGUUUAGGACAUGCUGGGACAUUUUGGUUCUUUACGGUCAUCACGCUGAUUGGUGGGGCUUGGGCUUGGUUCUUUAUUCCUGAGACGGCUGGCAGGAAUUUGGAGGGCAUGGAUAGGCUGUUCAUGUUGAGGUGGUGGCAGAUUGGGAGAUUUGGUGAGAGGGAUGCAGAUGAGAGGGUUGUUGCUGAGGAGAAAUUGGAGGAGGAGAAGGUUGUGGAAAUGGGGACUGCGCAGCAGGUUGAGAGAGUGUAA
Molecule: messenger RNA, 1564 nt
Organism: Hyaloscypha bicolor E
Lineage: Eukaryota; Fungi; Ascomycota; Leotiomycetes; Helotiales; Hyaloscyphaceae
Product: putative quinate permease
Exons: 6
Coding region: 8-1564 (518 amino acids)
Biological process (GO): carbohydrate transport; transmembrane transport
Cellular component (GO): membrane
Molecular function (GO): carbohydrate:proton symporter activity
Source: RefSeq, a predicted model, not a curated record